AUGGCUGAGGUUAUGGGUCAGCAAGGUGCAGCCCUCACAGCACCUCCAUCGCGACAAGAUAUUGUCAGCGAGCUCUUAGACGACUACACGUAUGAGGAUUCAUACGAUGCAGAAAGCGUGUCGAGUCUAGCACCUGCGUUCAAAGAGCUUCCUCCGCCACCACGUACGGACAGUCUCAGGGACCCAAAGGCAGAGGCUAUACAGCGAAUGAACACCAAGUUUCAGUUGAGAGAAGACGAUAUCUCAUCUAUUUCCUCCCAUGGCUCACGGAAUGGCUCGCUAGAUCACACACCCAGAACUCGCAUCACAUCACGCAGUCUUUCUCGCAGCGGGACACCGCCAUCGCUCAAUCUCUUCGUCAGUAACGGCGCGACAGCAUACAUCCCACCUGCGCCCCUUGUCUACCCACCAGUGCAGACUCUUCCUUCCUCGAUCAUCCCCGAUAGUAAAGAGUUGCCACCACCGCCACCGGAACGCUCUACCAAGCGAAAGGAACUCCAAGCUGCAACUAUGGGACAUACGCCUUCCAAGAGCGAGCUAGAGCGCAAUGAUUCAUUCCACUCCCAAAGUGGGGAUAAGCCCUCAGGAACGGGCCCGUCGGAAACUGCCGCCGCAGUACCAGCCAUGAAGCGGAAGGCUGUUCCUGGAUCAGGUGUCAAGAAGUUUGUCAGUCUGCUUGAACUGAACAGCGGACCUCGUGGCGGGAAGCCUGCUCCUGCUCCCACAUCUGCGCCGCGAGAAACAGGCACUCAGCAGGAGGUGGCCAGCAAGACUCCCAUCCCAAACGAGGUUUCUACCAAUGAUCAGCUACCACCCACACCACCCGAGGAGCAUUCCAUACCAUCACCGCCUCGCAAGGCUCUGGUCGGCGUUGGCUUGCCAUCAAACCCUCGUACCAAGCAACCAAUGUCACCCCUCCACACUCGCGGCAAGAGUAGCACCUGCUUCAACAUCCUGAAGGCUCAGAGACCCGCUCCCCCCGUCCCAACGACGAGGAAGGAAGUUACUACGCCUGAACCGACACCAUCACCCACGCUGAAACCGGAGAUUCGAAUGGACAAUGAGAUCUCCCCCAUCAAGCCUCUGCCAUCCCCAACCGAUGCCCGCCGGCCAUUCAGCUAUGAGGGACCUGGCUCGCACGAGCAAGGUUCGCCGAAGCAGAAGACCGAGCAGAAAGCCGGAGAAGGAGCCCAGCUCGAAGUCCACAAAGCCACACAAAGCCUCACUCCAGCGACCGUCCUCGCGACCCCAGCAUCCCAGCCCUCCCUCCCGCUCCGCACAACCACCCUCGACCCGCCAUCACCCAGCCCAUCGCUGCGCCCCUCCACCGCCCCCGCGCCACAGUCAACAUUCACAACCACGCACCCAUUCUCGUCGACCAGCACACUCCCCUUCACAACCACGCACCCGUCCUCAUCGACCAGUACACAGCCCAACGCCCAAGAGCCCAGUCCCUCCGACCCCGCCCAGCACGACCAAGGCGCACCAUUCAUCCCCCUGACCAAGCUCCCCAUCCCGCUCCCGCCCAGCCUCAUCCCGCGCAUCACGCCCUCGCAGCUGGCGUGCUACACGCGCCACGCGACCAACGUGUGGAGCAACAACUUCUUCCAGCCCACGGGCUGCAUGGCGUGCGGCGCCAACACUCCGGAGCGCAGGUUUCAGUGCACGUGGUGCCAGCUGCGUAUCUGCCGGGGGUGCAGCGACGUGCUGCGCGCCAUUCCUGGGCGCGAUCUGGGGGUGUUGCUUGAGGCGCGGCAGAGCGAGAGGGAGAGGGAGCAAGAACGGGAGAGGGAGAGGGAGAGUGAAGGUGAGGAUAGCGAGGCGGGCGAUGCGCAUAGCGGGGUUAAGGUCGUGGUGCACGGCGUUGAUCAAGAGGUGCGGGGGUACGGGGACGAGGAGGAUGGGAGCGAGGGCCGGGGACGGGGUCUGGAGAAGGUUGAUUCGCGGGAGAGGAGCGCGGGGAGUGCGCUGCGGGAGUGA
Messenger RNA from Didymella exigua CBS 183.55, 1980 nucleotides. RefSeq lists its product as uncharacterized. The transcript has 3 exons. Lineage: Eukaryota; Fungi; Ascomycota; Dothideomycetes; Pleosporales; Didymellaceae. The record is from RefSeq and is a predicted model, not a curated record. Bases 1 to 1980 code for a protein of 659 amino acids.